GUCUCCCUCACGUUGUAGGUCCUUAUCAAGAAGUCUUUCAACAUGAAAUUUGUACUCUUCCUGGCAUUUUCGGUUUCGCCAUACCUUUCUUCAGCAUGUCUCCGCCAUCAAUCUGUGCCAGAUCGCGACGAAUCGGAAUGUUAUGUCCGCCGAGGAGAUCCCUCACCCUUAGGCAAGACGGCUAUCAUGAACGUCCGUGUAUUCGAUGGCACCUGUAUGAGUCCUCCCCGGACCGUCAUAAUCGACCAAGAACAUAUAUCGGGGUGUUCUGACGGCGUCACAAACACCAUUGAUGCCUUCGAGCAAUUCCUCAUACCGGGACUUAUCGAAAGCCAUACCCACAUUUUCAGCAUUGCGGACCUUGAGAACAUGACUUCGUACGGAAUUACGACGGCUCUGAAUAUGGCCUGUCGCAAUUAUACGGAAUGCGCGCUCCUCAAAGGUCACCUGGGGCUCGCCGAGGUCUUAACGGCAGGGGUUCCAGCCGUAGGUCCGAACAGCUCCCAUUCCAGGAUGCUCGAUCUUACUCCUGGCCAAUUGAUUUAUCCGACUUCGGAUCCUGUGGAACUGGUAGAUUGGGCGUUUGGCAACAAUUCAGAUUACUUCAAGAUCACGGUCGAGACGAACGGGCCUUCACCGGAGCUGCAGACAAGGCUCGUCCAUGCGACCCACGCUCUCGGAAAGCAGACGAUGUCCCACGCUGCUGAUUUGACAUCGUAUCUUCAAGUCAUAGCUUCUCGUUCCAAUGGAAUUCAGCACACGCCCGAUGACGGGAAUCUUUCGGCCUCCGCUAUUCGCGACAUCAAGCACAACGGGCAGUUCGUAACACCGACUAUGGCCAUCUUCAGACUAGCCUUCUCGAACCCCGCGGUCAUCCAAUUCCUCAGUGGUAGUGGUGGCUCGAAAGGCAAUUCUUCCUACAGCACCGUCCGCGCAAACGUCGCAGCACUGCACAAAGCGGGCGUUCCGAUCCUCGUAGGCACCGACUCGAUAGGGACGAUAAGCGCGAACGUCUCCCUCCCUUUCGGGAUCACCCUUCAUGAAGAGCUUCAGAACCUUGUCGAUAUUGGAAUGACACCAGCGGAGGCCAUCAACGCUGCCACCAAAGUUCCGGCAAAAUACCAUAGGUUGGCAGAUCGAGGAAUCAUUGCUCCGGGAAUGCGCGCAGAUCUGCUCCUUUUGAAGAGUAAUCCUCUGGUCAACAUCUCCAACACUUUGGAUAUUGAGGCCGCCUGGGUCGGUGGAAGACAGGUAACCAAUGUCACGAGGGUAGGAAUAGCUUAA
This is a messenger RNA of Trematosphaeria pertusa, 1284 nucleotides long. RefSeq lists its product as uncharacterized. Gene Ontology annotation, molecular function: hydrolase activity, acting on carbon-nitrogen (but not peptide) bonds. The record is from RefSeq and is a predicted model, not a curated record. Bases 43 to 1284 code for a protein of 413 amino acids. Lineage: Eukaryota; Fungi; Ascomycota; Dothideomycetes; Pleosporales; Trematosphaeriaceae. The transcript is spliced from 2 exons.